Molecule: messenger RNA, 2549 nt
Organism: Nelumbo nucifera (sacred lotus)
Lineage: Eukaryota; Viridiplantae; Streptophyta; Magnoliopsida; Proteales; Nelumbonaceae
Source: RefSeq, a predicted model, not a curated record
UGACAAGCCAAGUGGAUUUGGUCCGAAGUCUGAGCAACUAGUCAGAUGAAUCACGGAUCGGACUUGUUUGAGCACCCAACUCAACCAGGAAAACCCAGGUCGCGUUUGGCCUACGAGUGGACAUCAUAUGAUUUAUAAAUUCCGCAGAUGUCAAAAAAUGCGUUAAACCGAUUUUAUCCUCUGGGGUCGCACAAUUGAUUUUCCUAAGAGCCGUUGGAUUGUUUUGAUCUUUAACCGUUUGUUCUCGGACAUAGCGGCUAUAAAUAGGGGGUCUGUGACUCAUUUUUCUCGCCACAAAUUCUGCGAUUGAGCUCUCCCGAGGUCACGUCGAAGUCUUUCAGCUCACUCUUCUUUUUGUUUUCCGAGGUAGUCCUUUUUGGUGAGUUUGUGUUUUCCUAUUCUUCUUUUGUUUUUUAAUCAUGUCUAGUUCUAGCAUAGAUAGGCUUUUAAGUAGUUCUAGUGAGGUUGAGGGUGCCGUGGUGCAACCCACGGCCCCUGUUGGGGAGGCUAGCUCGUCGUUGGGUGACUCACCUUUUCAAUCUUUAGAGGAAACUUUUGUUCCCGAAGUUGAGCCAUCUCGGCUCGGGGAGACCAAGGUUCGGGAAGAGGGUCCGUCCUCUAGAACGGAGACCCCGUCUUCUUCCCGGGUUUGGGAUCCAGAUGACUUCGAUACUUCUACCCUGACUUCGGAUAGGCUAAUGUACCUAGUAGCUUGCUAUCAUCUUCCCGAUAGCUUGGUCUUUAGUCUUCCCUUAGGUCAAUAUCCUUGGUUUCAUGAUCACCAUGAGCUUACGGUCUUGGAGGAGCAGCUCGCGGCCGGGCUGUGCUUCCCACUUCACCCUUUCAUUAUAGAGGUAAUUAAGUUUUUUAACAUUACCAUCGGCCAACUACACCCGAACUCUAUUCGGAAUAUAGUUGGUACUAUCUCUUUGUUCCACAUAUACAACCGACCUUUGUCCCUAGACACCUUCAGCUUGAUUUGUGCGAUCAAGCGAAACUCUACUUGUUUGCGCGGGGACGUCAGACAAAGCUAUUAUAUCUCACCUUGCCCUGGGUUCAAAAUCCUGUUCGGCUGCUUGAACAAGGUUCCAGCCUGGAAAAGGAGGUAUUUCAUUGUCCGAAAUCCUGAAGGGUGGUCUUUUCCAACUCACUAGAGGGUAGUUAUCAAGGAUCCCGGGGUGAGCUUGGAUGCAGAAACUAGGGCAGUCAUCAACUCAUGGAGGGACCUCGGCCUUGAGAUGAAAGAUUUCUUGGCCAAGGAGAAGCUUGUGCGAGCUGGUCUGAGCCCUCCUGGUAGGUUUCCACCUUGGUUUUUUAUUGUAAAGUUCUUUUUAGCUCGCGGCUAACCUUUUUCUCUUGUAGUUAUGCCGGAGGUUGGUGCCGAGAACAUUCUCAAGAGCUCUCAGAGAGGGAAGAAGAGGAAGGCUUCGAAGAAGCUUCGCCGGGAGGCCGGUCCUUCAGCCCCUGCCCCAACCGAGGUCUUGGCCGUGGAGCCGAUCUCUACCAAGCUCCCCGAGGAGGAGGUUCGUCCUCAAUCCUCCGUAGUGGACCUGGAUGAUGACUAGGAGGAGGAUGCUCAGCCUCAUGAACCGGGGAGCACUUCUGUACCCGAGCAGGAAAGCGUCCAACCUCGCAGGCCGGAAAGCACUUCUGCAUCGAGGCCCAAGCCCUCCAAGCAGAGCAUAAUGACUCUUCAGCUCAGUAUGCGCAAGAGCAAGGACGUCGUCUUUCCUGACGAGGUUGCGGAGUGGGCUGACAUGUCUACAGCCAUGCUCAGAGCCCGAGCUGCCGGUUAUUGCAUGGUGGUGAACUUCACCAUUCAUUUGUUGAUGUGCCAGUCCGAGAUCCGUCUGAAGCGGGCUCUGGAUAUCGAGGAAAAGGCACGACAGCUUCAUUGCGAAUUGGACCUAGCUCGGGGUGAGAUACUUCAGGCCAAGAAUGGAGCACGAAGUCAGCAGGAGCAGAUCUUGGCCAUGAUUGAGGAGAAGGAGAAGCAUCAGGAACUAAUCUCCGCACUAACCGAGGAGAAAAUGAAGCAACAGGAUCUGAUCUCGACGCUGACUGAGGAGAAGGUGAAGCUUCAACGAGAGAACGCUAUCCAAGAGGUGCGAGCUGAAGAAAGAAGCCAUGCUAUCAAACGCUUCAAGGAAUCCUCGGAGUUCCAUGAUCUCUAGGUCGAGUAUGGGUUGAGCUCCUAUCAUUCCAGUUUCAAGUUGUGCAGAUACUUAGUGUGGCAGAAGUUCCCCCAUCUUGAUUCUGGAGUCAUCACUAUGUUAGGCCUUACCCCCGAGGUGGUGAAGGUGGCGAACGAAGAGUCCAACUCAUCCGAGGAAGAAAGCGUCGAUGAAGCCGAAGAGGCGGGCCCCUCGGGUCAAGAGGACGUGGAAGAGCACAUGGAGAUUGACCCAGCUAACAGUCAUCACGAGUGAUUCUGGCUUUUUCUUGUUUUCGUGUUUUGAAUGUACACCCCGAACCCACCGAGCUCAGGUUACAAUGAAAUCUCUGUACUCACACUUUUUCCUUAAUGAAAUACAAACAUUUUUGUGCAA